AUAUUACACAUUAGCUGGGCUCGUGCCGUUGCAGCGGCUUCCUCCGGAUAAAUCUCACCGGUUCCCCUCGCUGGCUGUCCCCCAUCAUGUUCAGAGCUGCCGUCCGACUGUCGGUCUCCGGUGCUCGGAGUUUAACUCGCACACAGCCAAGGUGCCAAGCUCCUCUGGCAUCAAGGUGUUACUCCCACGGGAAGCAGGAGACGGAUGAAGAGUUUGAUGCCCGCUGGGUGACCUACUUCAACAAGCCUGACAUUGAUGCAUGGGAGCUGAGAAAAGGGAUGAACACGCUGAUUGGCUAUGACCUUGUACCAGAACCAAAGAUUCUUGAGGCCGCGCUGAGGGCCUGCCGGAGAUUAAACGACUUGGCCAGCGCCAUCCGUAUCUUGGAGGCAGUAAAGGACAAGGCUGGGCCUCAUAAAGACAUCUACCCGUACGUGAUCCAGGAGCUUCAACCCACACUAAAAGAGCUUGGCAUCUCUACACCUGAGGAACUGGGACUUGAUAAAAUCUAAAUCAAUCUAAAGAUGGAAAUGCCAAGGACAUAGAGCUCUUUAUUUAAAAAUUUGCCUCAAGUACGUUUGAAUCAAAUUUGGCCUUUAUUAGGUUGUUUUGCUUGUAAAAUAUGGAUAAAUAUACUAUCUUUGUGUCGUAACCAUACUGGAAUUUAUUUUUUUGUCUGUUUCUUGAGAGUUCAGGAGCCUACUUAGCAAUACUGAAGUAUAAGUUACUCCAGAUCAAAGCAUUACCAAAUGAUGCACACAGUCUCAACGCUUGUGAACAUCUUGCCACCAGGGGGCAGCAGUGUCACAUGAAUGUAAGGAUUCAUUUUACUGUAUUGUCUGCUUCACUUCUGUUCAUUUCAGGGAAAGUGUUUUUGCGGAUUAAAUAAAAUGCAAUAAAAAAAAA
Molecule: messenger RNA, 906 nt
Organism: Cyprinodon tularosa
Lineage: Eukaryota; Metazoa; Chordata; Actinopteri; Cyprinodontiformes; Cyprinodontidae
Product: cytochrome c oxidase subunit 5A, mitochondrial
Exons: 5
Coding region: 87-512 (141 amino acids)
Biological process (GO): mitochondrial electron transport, cytochrome c to oxygen
Cellular component (GO): mitochondrial inner membrane
Source: RefSeq, a predicted model, not a curated record